Messenger RNA from Aricia agestis (brown argus), 10374 nucleotides. It is a transcript of the gene fry, whose product is annotated as protein furry. Lineage: Eukaryota; Metazoa; Arthropoda; Insecta; Lepidoptera; Lycaenidae. The coding region runs from base 274 to 9501 and encodes 3075 amino acids. The record is from RefSeq and is a predicted model, not a curated record. Gene Ontology annotation, biological process: neuron projection development; cell morphogenesis. The transcript is spliced from 59 exons. Gene Ontology annotation, cellular component: cell cortex; site of polarized growth.
UUUGUUAAAAUUCGUGAUUGUGAUUCGUAAUUGCUAAAAUAACUAGCGAAUUUGGAUUUCUUUAGAGCCGAUUUCUUAUUUGUUGCAAGUAUGUUUAUUUUCAAAAUAUAAUUUGUAUUAGAAAAAUCUAGGGCCGUAGUGACUUGACCGUUUUGUGACCUGUGAAAAUAUGAACCCUUUUGUGAUUUUGGAAUAAUGAUGAAUACUGGAAUACUACCAACUUAAAAGUUUGCUAACUCUAUGAGCAUAUAGUAAUAUACACCGAGUUUAAAAAUGAUGACUUCAGAGGAGUCGGACUCGAUGAGUACCAUACCAUCCGAUGGCCACCCAGAAGAAGUUUUGGCAUCAGGGGCCGAAGAAGCCCCAUCAUCGAUGGUGUCCAGCGAGGCGGAGUCCGAGGGCAGUGUGCUAUCGGAGCCCCAGCGUCACGACACUACAGACUUCACCCAUAUGGGCGAAGGUGGUGAUGGGUACCAAUCAACCCUGGACAAGAGUAUAGGACCUCCUGAUAUACGUGCGGUCGGCAGCACGUUAGCGUCUCUGGUCUCUACUAGAGGUUCAAUGCUGCCAUGGGGCACUCACAAGGGCCCCGUGCUGACGACGGACACAGAGAGACCUGGGGAGUUCGUGAUGAGGCUUCUGUUCACCGAGUUUACGGUGCAGGCUGAGAGGAAGAUGGAGGCUGUCAUGGCUGAGCCGCUGGAGAAACCUCUCAACAAGACCCUACAAAGGGGCGAGGAUCCGCAGCUUGAUCAGAUACUAUCAGCGUUUGGGACGGUGGCUGAGCAUUGUCUGCCGUCGCUGCUGCGGGCAUUGUUCGGCUGGCUGGAGCGACAGAUGGCUGACUCUCAGCAGCUCAACGAACAAGCCAAGAAGCCGCAUCAGGAUUUGAGGAAUAAGAGCAUAAUCUACAUAGUAUCAGGCAGCGGUGCCGGCACGGAGACAGUUGAGAGGAGCUGCGAGGAACUCCAGGCGGAGAGGCGAGACCUGGCUGUCGAGUUCCUGUUCUGUCUCGCCCUCAUUGAGGUGCUGAAGCAGCUGCCCUUCCACCCAGGCCACGAGGACCUGGUGCAGUAUAUCGAGAAUGUGGCGUUCAAGCGGUUCAAUUAUAAGGAAGGCUUGCAAUCAAAUCCCAAUGCGGCGAAUGUGCAUAUCAUAGCCGACUUGUACGCGGAAGUCAUCGGCGUCCUAGCACAGUCCAGAUUCGCCUCAGUCAAGAAGAGGUUUACAGCUGAACUAAAAGAGCUGAAAAGUCGUGAACCCUCGCCUCACACAACACAAAGUAUCAUCUCUCUGCUAAUGGGUAUGAAGUUUUUCCGAGUGAAGAUGGUUCCGAUAGAGGAGUUUGAAGCGUCGUUUCAGUUUCUACAGGAGUGUGGUCAGUACUUUGUUGAAGUGAAGGAUAAAGACAUCAGACAUGCCCUAGCUGGAUUGUUUGUGGAGAUAUUAGUGCCUGUUGCGGCGACUGUAAAGAACGAAGUGAACGUGCCGUGUUUGAAGAAUUUCGUCGAAAUGCUAUACAGUCAUACGUUAGACGCCAGUACCAAGUCCAAACAUCGCCUGGCUCUGUUCCCUCUGGUCACUUGCCUACUUUGUGUCUCGCAGAAGCAGUUCUUUCUAGCCAAUUGGCAUUGCUUUCUUGCCAUGUGCCUGUCGCAUCUGAAAAACAGAGACCCGAAGAUGUGUCGUGUCGCUCUUGAAUCACUAUACCGUUUACUGUGGGUGUACAUGAUAAGGAUCAAAUGCGAGAGCAACUCAGCGACUCAAUCGCGCCUACAGAGCAUCGUCAAUUCCCUCUUCCCUAAGGGAUCGAAAGGCGUCGUACCAAGAGAUACACCACUCAACAUAUUCGUCAAAAUCAUCCAAUUCAUAGCUCAAGAGCGACUCGAUUUCGCCAUGCGAGAAAUCGUCUUCGAUCUCCUGAUGGUCGGUCGUCCGAUCAAAAUCAUUUUGACCCCAGAAAGAAUGUCAAUAGGCCUCCGCGCUUUUCUUGUGGUCGCUGACAGUUUACAACAGAAAGAGGGAGAGCCACCGAUGCCUCGAACUUCCGGUACUUUGCCCAGUGGUAACACUCUUCGUGUGAAGAAAACGUUUCUCAACAAAAUGUUGACGGAUGAAACGGCUAGGUCUAUUGGAAUGAGUGCAUAUUUCACAUACGUUAGACGGGUCCUGGUGGAGAUACUUAGGGCUUUAGAUGCGCAUUAUGGACGACCACUGAUGCUGACCAAUACGCAGAAUGUAACGAAGGAGCAAGAAAUCAAUACGGGCGAGAGGAAGCCUAGAAUCGAUCUGUUCAGGACCUGCGUUGCGGCUAUACCUAGAAUAAUUCCAGAAGGCAUGAGCUCAAGUGAACUAGUGGACUUACUCUGUCGCCUCACGGUUCAUAUGGAUGAGGAACUCCGAGGUCUAUCCUUCCAAAGUCUGCAAACAUUAAUAGUGGACUUUCCGGAAUGGCGACAAGAUGUUCUAGCAGGUUUCACUCAAUUCCUAGCCAAAGAGGUGCAAGACACAUCGCCCCAGUUGGUCGAGAAUGGCCUCAGAAUGUUGCUGCAACUGUUAACCAGCUGGAAGAAUGGGGAGCCGACUACGAAUGUGCCGCCUAAGCCCGAGCCCCUUGCUUCGGUGAUUCGAGGCGCGGAAGCGUUGGGACUUGUAAUGUUAUGCCAAAGUAAAGCGUACCCGCGAAGACUUGCGGUUCACAUUUUGAGGGAAACAAAAUGUCUGCUCGAGAAGCUGCAACUAACCCGUGAUGAGCCAGCGCUAAUAGAUGCGGCCGACGCCCAUGUGCCGCAUUUCACUGAGAAGUGCCUCCCAAUACUGCCUCCUGCGGAGAAACAAGCAGUAUUAGCAGCUGGUCAGCCUGAUCUAGUGUGGGUGGCUGAACGAAGCCAUGCUGUUUGGACUGCAGGAUUACAACACGACGAAACAUCGACCAAGAAUAGUUGGAGUGGAAGCUCAACGAAUGGCGCUGACCCUUGGGAGAUCGUUCUAUUUGGUCUGUUGGAGAAGAGUCGCGUCCCAGCCAAGUGUCCGGCCACAGUGCUACAAGCCUGGCCGAUAUUACACGCGAGGAUACACGCUCUCUACACCAUCAUUGAACCUGCACCUGUCAACGACAAUCGCGCUUCACUUCUCUCUCGCGGGCCCGCCUUACCGCGAAAGCCUGAGAAGGAGAGAGAUGGAUAUAUGCAAGUCUGGAAAUACUACAUGACGAUGGCAUAUCUAGUCGUCCCAGCUAUUCCCAGCCCGGUCAUAAGAUGUGCAAGUCCCGAUCUUAGCCUAAGCACGGAGUCCGAGGGAUGGAUGGGGCUGCCAAAUCUGAGUACCUCGACCGAGAACCUCAGCGCUUCCAGUGGAUUCUUCACAUUGCCUUUGAGCUAUGCCCGUUCACACAGGCACCAUAAGCGGACGAGUUCAUCACCGGAUUCGCUGAGUGAACGCAGCGGCGGCGAAUCGCGGUCGCCUCAGGCGGCGCCGGGCUCGCUACACAAGCUCGCGGUUCCGCUGGCGAGGUGUGAAGUACCCGAAGUGAGGGACGCGGCGGUGUCCGCAUGUGGGCACAUCAACCCGGACGCAUUGAAGGAUCUAUUCGAAGAGCUAGUGCCGCUAUUACGCGAGGCGGUGGAUCGCAAACAGGAGAAUAUGCGGCGGCGCCGGCGACGCGACGCUCUCAGACUACAUCUUAACAAGAUGCUGCUUGUUAUAGCGCAGAGGAAGACUUUCGCUACCAGCUCAUUCACUUUAGAGAACGGCAGUCUUCAUUCCAACCUGACGGAAUAUCUGGAUGGCGUGCGGCAGUCGCUGGAUGUGGAAGCGGAAAAGGACGCUCCGGCCGCGAGAGAACAGAGACUGACUUUCGCGGAGUUCGUCACGGAACUGAUUAAGAGUUUUCCACCGGAAAUGUACAACGGCCUCAUCAAGCGGGAGCUAUGCAAGGGUCUGUUCUCACUGUUCGCCGGCUGGUGCGGCCCGCUUGUGGCGCAUCUCGGUUCGCUAGUUCCGCAGCCGCAGCCACCGCCGGAGAUCGACGAUAGACUGAACCUGGCUGCGUUGAAGGCUAUGAGUGCAUUGGCUUGCUGCGGUCCGUGCUUCGCGCCGAACGGAUUGGCCGAAGACGGUGCCUUGUACCCGUGGCUAAGUGAAAUGCUGUCCUCUACCAAUGAUAAGGUCUACGAGCUGGCUCGCGAGACGAUAGUCCACCUGUUGGACUGCAAUCCCGACAUCGGCCCGCUUCUGGACUGGACGGUGGACAAGUGCUUCACCGGCCCUCCACGAGUCGCAGACGGCUGCUUCAUGGCGCUAGCCACUAUAUUUAGUGCCAGGGAGUAUCCAUGCGACCACUACACAGCAAUCAUCAACGUCACACUCAUGUGUACUGGCUGUCCUCGAGCGCCGGUACAUGAGAGCGCUCUGCAGUUAUUGCAGCUGUUGGACAAGAGAUUCUUCGGCACCGUUGGUCCGCUGCCGGCCGAGGAGGAGGGUUCGGAGAAAGGUCGCGGCACUUUGGACGUGUUGCUCUGCACAACUUACUGUCGCUCGCAACUUUACCUGUCGCGGCAACUGUCGCAGCUUCACCCGGAACUCACCAUGCCCAUGUUCUCAGAAAUCACCGCGAGGUUCCAGACGGCGCGUAUCGAGGUCCGCCAACUUCUGCUGCAGUACUUGCUGCCGUGGUUGGUCAAUAUUGAGCUCGUCGAUCCCAAUGUGCCGCCGGCAAACCCGCUGUCUUAUAUACAGUAUUACGCGUCUGAGGCGGGGCGGAGCGGGCGACGGGAGGGGCUGGGCUCAGUCGAGGCCACCGAGAUGGUCCUCAACAACCUCUUCUACAUCACUGUUAAGUUCUCUGACAACCAUCCCAAAGAGAUCGAGGAGUUGUGGUCGACAUUGUGUGCGUGCUGGCCCAACAACCUCAAGGUCAUCAUACGAUACCUGAUCAUCGUGUCAGGGAUGGCGCCCAACGAGCUGCUGCCUUAUGCGAAGCGCGUAGUCCUCUACCUAGCGCGAUCGAGACCUGAGCGUCUUCUAGACGAGAUGAUGACAGAACUACAGACUGUGGAGACACUGAACUGUCUCAUAGAGAGAACUGAGACACCGCCUUUCUACCGCCUCACGUCCAUGAGGAAGGCUACGUCGGGACACAGCGAUGGACCAGGGACGGGAUCGCAGGAUGCGACUGGCAGAACAGGCGAAUUGGCUCCUGUCGAAAAAGGCACGAUCCACACCAAGAGGCACAGUGGCGAAGAUCCGGCUAAACAGUGUGGGGCGAAAGCGGAGACACCGGCUCGGUCGGACAAACGUGCUUCAGCGCCGCCUUGUACAACACCGCCAGUGGAAGACGACCCCACUCCACCGUCUGAUGGUGAUGCCACACCGACGGGAAUGUGCCCAGAAAUCGGCCCAAGCAGUAGUCUACCGUCGACGCCCUUGGAGACUCGAGUCGACCUGCCCCAACCGAGGCCGCUACCGAUGCCAGAGUAUGGCGGUUUCUUCGCCCUACUUACUGAGUACCUACCGGACAGCAAUCAACCGGUGUCUGGGUUCCAUAGAUGCAACGUUGCUGUGAUGCUGUUGUGUGACGUGGUUUUGGAUGGAGUGGAACUGGACUGGUCGAUCCAUGUGCCGCUGAUGCUGCACAUCGUCUUCCUAGGGAUGGAUCAUACCAGAUGGAUAGUCCACCAGCACUGUCGGCAGUUACUCCUAAACCUGCUAGUUGCGGUGGCAGCUCACCACGACCAUCUGACAGUAGCGCGGGUGUUACUCGCUGCAAGAUCCGCCAAGCUCGGCCUGGCGUUACAGUCGCCGCCGCUGCCGCUAGUACCGCAUAACUUCACAGAACCAGAUGUAGCCGCGGAGCCUGCGCCGCCCUGCACCCACAAUAACAACAACAGGAGUCAUGUCCGAUCCCUCUUCUCUGACAAUACUCAGACUACACCUGAAGCUUUAGCCCGCACCUUUGUUCGCAUAGAGCGAAAGUAUAUAUUUACCACCGGAACCGUACGUUUUGGGAGAAUAAAAGCGGAAACGGAGAACUACCCAUCUCUACCGGUCAUCGUGACCAACGAACCGGAGGGCGAGGAGCAGGCGGAGGCAGAAACAACGCCAACGGAAAUGCCCGUGGCGGACGCCAUCAAAUCCCUCGUGCACUUCCUGGCGAGUCGGCCAACUCAUAUGCCGCUGUGGCAGUACGAGGAUAUCACUGCUAAAGUUUGGACGCUACGAAGUUGCCAACAGAUGGCGACACUGGUGCGUCACGUGCUACGCAUCUUCCGCGAGUCGUUACCACACGCGCUAAUUUCGGAGCGGUGGGCGCAGACCGCGUUACAGCUUGGCCUGUCAUGUCCGUCGCGACAUUACGCUGGCCGCUCGCUACAGGUGUUCCGUUUCAUCGGAGUUGCGAUGACGGGCCGCAUGGUGUCUGACAUUUUGUCCCGGUUGGUCGAGACAGUGGCUGAACAAGGGGAGGACAUGCAGGGCUACGUUACAGAGUUACUCCUGACCUUGGAAGCAGCUGUAGACUCGCUGGAAUCCAACUUCCGGCCACUCGACUAUAUGAGGGACAUUUUCAAGUCGACGCCCAAUCUGAAUAACAAAGAGGGUGUGACUGGCCAGCCGAACGGCAACGCGUAUGCUGCAGGUAAACGCUCGCCUGGCGUAUGUGUCGGUUGCGUCAGUAACCACACCCGCAGUACCAGCUACUCUGUGUCGUACUGCGUACGCAAAAACAACGCCCCGCCUUCCUCGGGGGAGAAACAGCAACACGGCAGCGCGCACGCAGAUAGGACCAGGCCGUGCAGUGAGCAGAAAGGCGCGUGUUCGAAUCUAUGUCGUUCGAGGUCAGCACAGUCCCUGAAACUGCUGGGAGAUAGUGCUACGCAGGACGACAAACUAACAAUACUGGCAACGCUAUUCUGGGUGGGCGCGUCUCUACUGGAAUCCGACUAUGAACACGAGUUUCUACUUGGCGUCCGAUUGCUCGCUCGAGUUAUGGCGAGGCUACCAUUGGAUCGGCCCGAUGCUAGAGAGCGAUUGGACAGAACUCAAGCGCACGGGACGCAUAGCCCACCGUCCCUACAUUCGUUGCUGCUGAAGGGCUGCACGCAUCCUAACACUUACGAACCCGUUGUAGGAGUGCUGGUAGAUAUGAUACCGUUGUUGGAGUUACCAGUGAUCGACCCAACGCAGUCGCUAGCUUUCCCCAUGACCGUGGUAGCACUCCUGCCGUACAUGCUGUUACACUACGAGGACGCGAACGAACUAUGCGUGAAAGCUGCGUGUCAUAUUGCUCAGUUCACGUCAGAGAAGAGCAAGAAGUUGGAGAACUUGGGCACCGUGAUGACGCUGUACUCGCGAAGGACUUUCAGUAAGGAGAGUUUCCAGUGGACCAAAUGUGUGGUGAAAUACCUGUGGGAUACGUACUCUCAUCUCUCACUGCAGAUGCUCGCUUUCCUUGUAGAAGUGUUGGAAAAGGGUUCCGUAAACCUCCAACUGCCAGUGCUCUCUAUACUACACUGUAUGUUGUACUACGUGGAACUGAACGCGCCCGCCGCACAGCCCGUCAACGCUGAUCUGUUGCGAGCCGUCGCCAAAUUCAUUGACCCCACUGUAAUACAGCAAGACGGCAGCAACUACAAGGAGGCGAUGAAGAUACUGAAGCUGGUGGUGACGCGGUGCUCCACGCUGGUGGUACCGCCCCACUGGGACCACGCCUCCUCCGUACUAGACGCCGAGACGCACGGCAAGAAGGAACUGCCGGGUCGGACGAUGGAUUUCACUUUCGACUUAUCCCAAACCCCAGUGAUCGGACGCAAGUAUUUGACCAAAGGCGGCGCUGGCAGUCAGCCCACUACUGGGCCGUCCUCUCUUUCAAAUGCUUCCUCUACUACUCCAGACAAAGGUUCAUCGACAUCCGGCUCAGCGUCAACAGUGGUGGGUCCGGAGCCGAGCGUCGCGGCGCACGCGGCGUCCCCACGCCGCUCGCUGUCCUUGUCGCCUGCUGAUGCGCUUGCGUCGGGCUGGAAGAGGCCUUGGAUGUCGCAGAGUCGCGUUCGUGAAUGUCUAGUCAACCUGCUUACAACGUGCGGGCAGCGAGUCGGCCUGCCCAAGAGCCCAUCUGACGAUUUAAUUACCACUUUAUGUUCCAAGGUGAUAUUCAGCCAAAGUUCCGAGCUGCUAGAACGGGAGUCUUCUAUGGCGUCAUCCUUGGAGGAGGUGUCUGGUACUCCCGGUAACGAGCCUUCUGGAGGUGCCCCUACUAAUGACCACUUCGGUGUGUUCAAAGACUUCGACUUUUUGGAGUACGAGAGCGAGAGCAUUGAGGGCGAAAGCUCAGACAACUUCAACUGGGGCGUCCGUCGGCGACUGUUGAGCGAGGAGAAGGAGGAUGGAAUCAUUGCGGAGCGGAGCCCUCCUCCGCAUCGCUCGCGGCCGCACGAACACGAUCAUCAUCAUCAUCUCAAGCCGGUGGGGCACGAAGACUCAUCGGACGAGGAGGCGGGCUGGGAAGACACGCCGGUCACUCGGGAAACCGGCGACGGUGACAACGCACAUGAGCUAGCGCUGCGUAUCCGCGCGCACUCCAUUUCGAGUGCCUCUAGUGGGGAACCCGAAGCUGAUCGCGGUGACGUCACACCGGUGCCGAGUGCCGUGAGCGGCGGCAUGCGGGACGCAUGGCGCGCGUCCGUAGCGGCACUACUACGCCCCGCCCACUUACCACCCUUGGCGUUAGUUCACAGACUACAUACGGUUUUGAAGGAAGUAACAUCGAAGACGAUAUCCGUAUGCGGCGAGGGGGCGUUGCUAUCUGGCGCGGGCGGCGGGGCCGGAGAGCUAGGUGCCGUCCUAGAGCGCCUGGCGGGGGAAGAGCCGCCAUUGUUGUGGGCGGGGCCAGCCGCGGCGGACUGCGCUAGAGUACGAGACGCUGUCAAAUACGCCGCCCUAGAGAUCAACGAACAUCUUGAGACGUAUUUCGAUAGACGAGAGCACGCUUUAGAGACGCUGGAACUAUCACGGAGUGCAGACGAAACUGGACGAUGUCUGUACAAACUGAUAUUCCAACUGCUGCUACUGUUGGAGACGAACAACAAAAUGGUGGUCGCCGUGUACCAUGCAGCACUAGAUAAUAGGGGCGUAGAGAUGAGCUCUGCGGUCAUGAGCGUGCGCGCGGCGCUGUGUGCCCACGCGGCGGAGUGGACGGAGCACUCGCCGCACUCGCCGCAGCCGCACGACGACGCCAGGCUGCUGCAGCUGAUGCACCGCCAGCGUUGGGGUGCAGCACUUUCCCUAGUACGGGACAGGAACGCGGAGAGAAUUCUGGAGAGAGGAGAGUUGCCGGAGGACGACGUGACCAGUCUACUGCACGUCUACUGCAAGGGCCUCGCCCAAGCACACCCAGACAUGGUGGCUAUCACUCGACCCGUGAACGAGCUAUCCCAGAACCUGUCGUUCAUGAUGGAGAGCCUCUACAAGGUGUCAGUUGCUCUUCAGCAUCAGGAGUUCGUCUGAUGCCGCGCCCGCGCCCGCGCCCGCAAAUAGCGUGCGCGGUGCUCGCUGGUACCAAACUUCUGUCGAUUGUGGCCGAUGUAAACUUGUUUUUUACUGACCAAGAGUAUAAAACCUUAGCUGCAAAUUAUUCAUAACAAUUUAAAAUUACAACCUCCUAAAUAAUAUUUACGCAGUAUAACUAUUAACUAAUCAAGGUCUUGUGUCUUAUAGGACUUUUCUUAGUUGUGCAAUAUGUAAGUGUUUGCAGCGCAUGUUUUAUAUUUUUGAUCAAGCGUUUUGAGUAUAGUCCCCCGAGCAAAACUGCCCAAGAUAGGCAUAAAUAAUCAUAUCGUUAAAUAGCCUUUUCUCCGGUGUCAAGAUUUGACUUGUCUAUUAUAGCUGGAGUGAAAGAGAGCAAAGAUACAUACAAAAUUCUACCGGUUUUACAAUCAGACUUUAGAUUUGGCACGGUCUUAUGUAGUUAUGCUAAGGGUAACUUACUCACAAAGUUUUUCCAUGUUCAACGUUUAUCCUAUUGCCAAGUAUACAAAAUUAUACUUAACAAUAGUGAUUAGUGUCAUGUCAAGAAACUUUGGUGUACGUUUUUAUGAUCUUGAAGUCGGCUUAUAAGUAAAAUACAGAAACCAUGAAGUACCAGUUAGCAUUAAGACGAAAAUGUAGGCAACUGUUUUAAAAAUUAUUAUUUAUGAUAUAUCGCAAAGUGAACGAUUGAAAUUUCAAAGUAUAGUAAAUUGACUACCUUUACGCCGAUGCGGCUAUUUCAUCUACCAAAUACAGUUUCUAUCAUGUCUGGAUUCUAUCGAACAACAAAAUAGAAUCGCAUGUACGUCAAACCAGAGUAAACAGAACUAACGAGUAGGCCGACUCAGAAGA